Ictalurus furcatus (blue catfish) is the source of this 2373-nucleotide messenger RNA. It is a transcript of the gene slc1a7a, whose product is annotated as solute carrier family 1 member 7a. Gene Ontology annotation, biological process: L-glutamate transmembrane transport. The record is from RefSeq and is a predicted model, not a curated record. Gene Ontology annotation, molecular function: L-glutamate transmembrane transporter activity; neutral L-amino acid transmembrane transporter activity; glutamate:sodium symporter activity. Gene Ontology annotation, cellular component: plasma membrane. NCBI's taxonomy places the organism in Eukaryota, Metazoa, Chordata, Actinopteri, Siluriformes, Ictaluridae.
UCUUAGAAACAGUCACGAGGAGUGGACUUGGACCUUCACACAGUCUUUUAUCCUGCGAGAAAGGGACUCCAGUUGGCGGUCUUUCACUCUCUCUGCAUGUAUGUAUGGCAGGUUCGGACUCUUGAUUUGACCUGUGUGUGUGUGUGUGUGUGUAACUGGAACAAGGAGUUGACACCAUGCCCCUGGGUGCCAUGUGGAGCCGGGUGAAGAAUGUAUGCCAGCAGAAUGGCCUCCUCAUCCUGUCUGUGCUGGCCGUGGUGGUCGGCUGCCUGCUGGGAUUCUUCCUGCGUUCCAAACACCUCUCUGAACAGGAGGUGAAGUACUUCCAGUUCCCCGGAGAGCUGCUCAUGAGGAUGCUGAAGAUGCUCAUCCUGCCUCUUGUUGUCUCCAGUUUGAUGUCCGGUCUGGCAGCGUUGGAUGCUAAAUGCUCGAGCCGCCUGGGCAUAAUGACCAUCUCGUACUACCUGUGGACCACCUUCGUGGCUGUCGUGGUGGGAAUCGUCCUGGUGAUCAUCAUCCACCCAGGUGGCGCAGCGCAGAAGGAGGACUCGGAGGACAGCGGCAAGCCAAUCAUGAGCUCUGCGGACGCUCUGCUUGACCUCAUCCGCAACAUGUUUCCUGCAAACCUGGUCCAAGCUACUUUUCAACAGGUGAGAUGUGACCUUUGCAGCUUUGGAGCACAAUGCAAUGCAUCCCUGAGUCGUUCUUUAAUAGGUUUCAGAUACCUAACUGUUAUCUCUCUCCUUGGUCUUCAGUACCGCAGCAGGAGUAUCCCCAUCUUUAAGCCAAAGCCCACCGUGAGCCAAGACCUGAUGGAGUCCAACACCAGGCGCAAUUUUAUCUACGACAUCCAGGACGACAACGGCACUGACAUCCAGAGCUUCUCUCUGGACUUAACGCCGCCUCCAGACGUGGUGUUAAGGACGCUGCCCGGUACCAGCGACGGCAUGAACGUCCUGGGGAUCGUCAUCUUUUCAGCUACCAUGGGAAUUAUGCUGGGAAGAAUGGGACCCAACGGCAGUGCGCUGGUCAACUUCUGCCAGAGUUUAAAUGAAGCAGUGCUGAAAAUUGUAGCCAUCGUUAUCUGGUAUUUUCCAUUUGGGAUCGUCUUCCUGGUGGCUGGCAAGAUCUUGGAGAUGGACGACCCCUCUGCAAUGGGGAAGAAAUUGGGUUUCUAUGCAAUCACCGUGGUUAUCGGGCUGAUCGUCCAUGGUCUCUUCAUCCUGCCCGCCAUGUACUUCUUUAUCACCAAGAAGAGUCCAAUUGUUUACAUCCGAGGCAUCCUGCAGGCUCUGCUCAUCUCACUGGCCACUUCAUCCAGCUCUGCCACGCUGCCCAUCACCUUUAAGUGCCUCCUGGAGAACAACCAUAUCGACCGACGCAUCAUCCGCUUUGUCUUACCUGUUGGAGCCACCAUCAACAUGGACGGUACAGCACUCUACGAGGCCGUGGCAGCCAUCUUCAUCGCUCAGGUCAACAACUAUGAGCUGGACUUUGGUCAGAUCAUCACCAUCAGCAUCACAGCUACCGCAGCGAGUAUCGGCGCAGCGGGAAUUCCUCAAGCUGGCUUGGUAACCAUGGUGAUUGUAUUAACCUCAGUGGGGCUUCCUACUGACGACAUCACAUUAAUCAUCGCCGUGGAUUGGGCCCUGGACCGUUUCAGGACGAUGGUGAACGUGAUGGGAGACGCACUGGCCACGGGAAUCAUGGCACACAUAUGCAGGAAAGACUUUAUGAAGGAGGGCGAAGAGAUUCCUCUGAUCUGUGAAACCAAGCCCAUGAUAAGCAUCCAACAGAUGACAUCCUACCAGAGCAACGGCUGCUUCCGACCUCCUCCGGCACGCCCCGGAAAGCCUGAACAUCUCUCCCCAGAUGUGGCUCGCCUUGUACAGCUGGAAGAAGGCAUCAAGCCAGAGAGGAAGCAUAAGAAGUCCACACACCAUUUCAAGAGGAAAAACCAGGACCAAGACCGAGAUCGAGACCACUGUACUAUCGACAUGAACGGCCUCGAAACCAAAGUCUAGACUCAUUCAGAUCUCGUUGGCCUAAGAGGAACGAGCAAGGAACAAGUGCUGUACGUGGUGUUCUGUCACUCGCCGUUCAAAAUCCUUCUACUGACUGGCCGCCGAUGGCUAGUGAAGGUUUGUACGCGUGUACAAAUGUGGACCAUAUGUGGACAGGUUUGAAAGGAAAACGAAAUGAUCUGGUCCUACCUCUGGAACUUUCUAUAGUUGCUCCUUACCAACACCCAGAAUGUGUCACGGGUUCAUUCAGCUUGUUACAGCAACCCACGCUGGGUAAAAGAAUAAAGUGAUCUACGACAGUCAACAUGGAUAUAAUAUUAAUGAUAAACAGACUGUUAGAACACGCUAC